Parnassius apollo (apollo) is the source of this 795-nucleotide messenger RNA. The record is from the annotation of a GenBank genome assembly. Lineage: Eukaryota; Metazoa; Arthropoda; Insecta; Lepidoptera; Papilionidae.
AUGCAGGUGAAGCAAAACGAAAUAAAUAAUAUUCUGCAGCACGGAUCUUCAAAAGUGAAGCCAAGUCGUUCAUGUCAAGCAGUAACCAUCGCUGAAGCCCAGAACCAAGACUACAAGGCCCAGAGUUUAGAUCUCAUUCGGAUGCUAGCAAAGAAUCCGUGGAUCGCUUUGACCUCUCACAAUCGCUGGAUUCGCACACAGCGCACGGACCCGGAGCUUGAAACAGACGCUGACCAGACAGAUCCCAAAAUUACCCAAGACAGCGACGAAGAUAUUUCAACUAGCUACGAUAAUGGCGACUUAAGUUUCGAUACAGGGAAGCGGUCGGCACUGGCGACAGCUCUGAACGCCGGUCGGCGUAGAAGGCGGCCGACGCCAGCGCUCGGUAAGGCAGUCACGCCGUAUGUCGGCGUCGGUAUGCUGAACGACGUGGGUUCAUUCUUCAACACCUUGCGGGAUAAUUUAGAAACUCUGGCUUCGCUGUCGCCUCAGCAGCAGACGACCCUAUUCCACGAACCUCCGCACGUUCUCCAGGCGGCUUCUACCGAUAUGAGCGGUGGAGGGAGCGGUAUGAGGAGACUGCACGCGUUACGUCCACUGAAACCUACCGCUAACAUCAGGCAAAAGUACGUCGAUGGGUACAAGUACAACGCAGUUUCCAAUGUUACAUCUAGAAAUAUUCUUUCAAUCAAACCACCUCAAGUAAAUCUACGUUCACACGAAUAUAGAGCUAAUGAUAAAAAACAAAACGUUUUAGCGAAAAUUAUUGCAGAUUUGCACAUGUUUUACAAUUAA